GACGAUAGAGUCCCACACCCCCCGAGCCCAGACAGUCCCACUCCGAGUCCCGUCCUCUCUGUGGUCCGAGCCCUCCUUCCUUCCGGCCAGGGCCAGGCUAUCGCGCAUGCGCAGGAAGUACCUCCUUCUUUGCGUCCAGGCCCGGCAGGAAGAUGGCUAAGCGCACCAAGAAAGUUGGGAUUGUGGGAAAAUAUGGUACCCGUUAUGGUGCUUCCCUCAGGAAAAUGGUAAAGAAAAUUGAAAUUAGCCAGCAUGCCAAGUAUACCUGCUCCUUCUGUGGCAAGACCAAAAUGAAGAGGAAAGCUGUAGGUAUCUGGCAUUGUGGAUCCUGUAUGAAGACAGUAGCUGGUGGCGCCUGGACCUAUAACACCACCUCUGCAGUGACAGUCAAAUCUGCCAUCAGAAGACUGAAGGAAUUGAAAGACCAGUAGAAGCUUCUACCUGUUACCAUGAUUCAUAUCUUCCUUCUCCAGAGUCUGAAAAUCUCUACCAUUCUUUUGUCAAUAAAAAGGGUGUAGUGGAACAGAA
This is a messenger RNA of Chrysemys picta bellii (western painted turtle), 528 nucleotides long. It is a transcript of the gene RPL37A, whose product is annotated as ribosomal protein L37a. Lineage: Eukaryota; Metazoa; Chordata; Testudines; Emydidae. Gene Ontology annotation, molecular function: structural constituent of ribosome. Gene Ontology annotation, cellular component: ribosome. The record is from RefSeq and is a predicted model, not a curated record. Gene Ontology annotation, biological process: translation.